Molecule: messenger RNA, 4911 nt
Organism: Diaporthe batatas
Lineage: Eukaryota; Fungi; Ascomycota; Sordariomycetes; Diaporthales; Diaporthaceae
Exons: 3
Coding region: 832-2517 (561 amino acids)
Source: RefSeq, a predicted model, not a curated record
GGACUUUUUCCCUGCUGCUGCUCCUGCUGACACCCUGCGUCUAAAUCCUCAGCUUGUGGGACGGGCCGCGCUCCAUCUGGACGCCUAGUUUGUCUGCCUCUCUCUCUCUCUGUGUGUGUCUCCGGAUGCCUAAAAGGCGUCGCCAGCACAGUCAGUCCCCCACACCCCCUUCGAGGCUCUCUCUUGGGAUCUGGGAUCGCCACGGUGCCAGACCGAACUUUCGAGGGCGGACCCUUUUUGACUCAUCGAGAUUGCGGAAGGGAAAGCUUCGACGUGGCCGGGGCAGGGGAGGCUGCGAUUCUUGUUAUAGACAUGAUCGUUCGUCCCCCCCUCCUCUAUGGGGCGGCAGGGAAGAUCUAGGACUGGGUUUAGCAACACCUCCCAGCCUACCGUGGCCAGGUGAGGCUCCAGGGACAUGGGUUCGUGGGGUUGAGCGUGGACUGUUCCAUUGGGUGCCUUGUUAUCCCAAGUAGUUAUCUAUAGCCCUCAGAGUGUCCCUCCGUGCUUUCCCUUCCAUCCCCUCCUCAGGGCUUCCCAAGUACGCCUUGCUGAGGCGCCCCGUCACACCUCCAUCUCUGCCCCGGCUACUUCUAUGAUGCUUUCUCCUCCCGAGCAGUCUCCUCUCCCAUAGCCCUAUCUCCACGCUCCUAUAUCCAUGACAAUCAUCUCCGUCUGUGGCAAAAAAAGAAAUACUCAGCUGCCGGCCAAAACUCUAAUGCCUCGCGCCGCCCGAGCUGACGGCCUCCCCCAGGCUGGACCACAGCUCCCCAGGACCGGGGACAACGCCAUCCCGGCGUGAAGGCCGGUGAUAACCACCGAACAAGGGAAAAGAUGACCAAGGAAUGGCUGAGGUACCGGUCGACGAUCCUCGGCCUGUACAAGGAUCAAAGCAAGACCCUCGACGAGGUGAGGCGGAUCAUGAAGGAGGAGUAUGGCUUCGAAGCAUCGGUCCGGGCAUAUAGGUCCCGCUUUGAUAAAUGGAGAAUCCACAAGUAUAACUGCGCGCGCCGAAGGGCCGUGACAGUGACGGCGGCGGGAAGCUUCCACCAGCAGGAAGGCUAUCUGUGUCGAGGCCGGGACGUCCAUGUCCCGGCGUCGCACGCUGAGUGCCAGUUCCUGCCCAUAAGGCAUUACUCCGCUCCAGACGUGCUGGCGACCGAAAGCGAGUUCCGCCCGUACACGCCACAGGAGCCCUACACCACCACCAGGCCAGGGAUAAAGCCAGAACCGCCGGUGGACCACGAGAACAGCCCGAGGAUCCAGCCCGUAGGCGGGGAGCAUCAACCCGGACAGGCUUACCGCUCCUGGUUCGAGUCGUCGCACAGCGCGGGAAUCGGGGACGCCACCCACCAAGCCCCGAAGGCGGAGGGGGGCGUUUCCGCCAGCAGCUGCAGCAGCAACAACAGCAGCAGUCCGCCCAGCACCACCAACACCACCACACGGAUGUUCUUCAGCAAUAGCGGUGGCAUACCCCAGGCCCGAGGAGCAGCAGACAACAACAACAACAGCAGCCCCAGCCCCUACAAUGCCACGGACCAGCUGCACUGGAUCAUGCACGCCGUCCAGGUCCCGCUCCAGCAGGACGCCCUCGAGACCCUGCGGCAAUAUCUCCUGUGCAGUCCAGUCGUGACCCGUGGCCUUUCCAGCGGGGAGUCACCAUUUUCCAGGCUGGCCAUCAUGGUCUGGCAGCAGCUGGCCUCGGACGGCACGCUGGGGCCCGAGCCGGUGUGGAAGCUGGCCGCCGAGUGCCUGCGGCAGUUCCUCCUCCUAGGCGAGGACCCGGAUGUCCUGGUCGGCGACAGGCCCCUCCUGAUCCGGAUCCUCGAGCAGCCAGUGCGGACCAGGGCCUUUGACCUGCUCUGGCCGUUCGUGUGGACCCUCGCCCAGCAGGCCAGCCCGGCCAACCACCACCACCACCACGGCCUCAACGCCCUCCACACACUGCUGCUCUCGAUGGGGGCAAGCGAGAUCGGUGUCGGUGGCAUGGCCGUCAUCGUCCCCACCGACAUCGCCGCCGCCCGCACCCGCCUCGUCAAGCUCCUCGUCACCCGCGUCGCGGAGGCGGGGCGCCUCGCCGACCGCAACGCCCAGGGGUACACGGCGCUCCAGCAGUACGUCUACCACACCGCGCGGCACGACUACCCGGAGCACGUCCUGGCCAUCUGCGCCGAGCUCGUCCGGCAUGAGGCCAGCAGCAGCAGCAGCGCCGUGGUCUCGCCGACGUUCGUGGCCGACCUGCGCGCCGGCAAGCUGGCCGCGGGCCUACACGACCAGGCCUCCGCCGCGGGGCUGCUGCCCUUCGUCUGGACCUCGGCAUGCCAGCUCAGCGUCGCGGGUGACGCCACCGCCGCCGAGGAGCACCUGAAUGUUGUCCUCUGCUGCAUCGGGCGCCGGGCUGAGGCCGAGCAGCUCAGGGUGAUGCUGCCCCGGCCAGUGGUGCCAGCACCAAUGGCUCUUCCUAGUCCUGUCUCGCCGUUGGCUGUUUCGCCUAGGGUUGAGGUGAAGUAUGCGUGGUGAUGGGCGUCGGGAUUGGGAGUGUAUAAGAUAUUACAAGGCGAAAUGGGAGGUCGAUCCGGGAAGUCCAUUCGCUUGUAAGCUGUCGUUCUGUCUGGGGGGUUGUUUUCAUUCCUUUCUUUCCUGUCAACGCUGUUCCCUUUCCACGAAGCUGCUCCAGUCAGCAAGCCCAUAAGCCCAGGUUCACAGUACUGGGAUAGACGUAUCCCUAAGAACAAGACAUGAGGUCGGCAAAGAUUCUUCAAAAAAGCAUACAUGACAGACGAACCGUUUAUGGGUUGUUAGCAGAUCAUUUGUAACACGCAUUGACUUUGGUUCCCCUCGGUGUCAAAAUCAUUAUUUCGUUAUCUCCUCUAGCUGAGGUUCACCUCAUGUGCACGCUUGGGGCAUGGCGUUCGCGCAUUCAUGUGCCACUUCUUGUUCGAUGAACGGACAGCUGUCUGCUGAUAAACUACGCCGUAGCCUGUAUCGUGGUGGUCAUACAACAAACCAGCAUCCUCAUUCGCGACUGACAACGGCAGAAGGUAUGAGGUCCAGGUAUGGCUGAAAUGAGAAGUUUCUGGACUGGUCUUGCGGUGACAGUAGGAGGAGGGGUCCUACACCUUGUAAAAGCAGAAUCCUACGUAGAACGAUGCGGCCUCCAUCUCCUCCGGAGAGACCAAAAGCUCGCCCCCAUGUCUCUGUCGUACACCCAUCCGCUCGCUUAGGGCACCCAGCGUAGGGUCAUCCUUCUCUGUCUUCCAAAUGUCGGAAAAAGUCUUGUGGUACUGCAGCUCGAGAUUGUAGUCCUCCGCUAGAGCUCGGAAGGCCUCCCAAGGGACAACGUACUCAGGCACCUCCUCGACGGCCUCGUGCAGGAAGAAGUUGUACUUCCAGCCGAAUGGAGGUCGAAAAAUGCCGUCUUCGGGGGUCUUACCCGGGAACCUAACCCGGUAGAUGUCGUUGCCCCACUCAGCAGUCGGCUCGGCCUCGCCCUCCUCCUUCUCCUCGCCCUCCUCAAGCUCGCCCUCAUCCUCGGCCUUGGGCUCUUCGCCAUUCUUCUCGGCCUGUUCAGCCUUGGCCUUCUGCUUCUCGUUGAAUUCCUUCACCUUCUCGCCGAUGACGUCAGAAUUGGGAAUGGUGCCGAUCAAGCGUCCGCCUUUCUUCAAUGAGCCAGCCACGUUCUUCAGCAUCUGGCGGGCUUUUGCCUCGCUCUCAAACGCGUAGUGCAUGCAGAACAUCAUGGAGACGACGUCGAACCCGCGCUCGCUGCUGAUGUUGGACUGCGUGAAUCCCACUUGUCGUACGAUGUCGAUGUCUUCGAUAGAUUCGGCGAAACAGUCCUUGACGUGGAACCUUGCCUGGAACAAGCGAGGCUGUGGACGCCGGUAGUUACCCCCGCGGCCACCUCUUCCGCCGUGCCGGUCCCUCUGCGACAUGCCUCUGUAUCGUUCCUGCGCCUGUUCGAUUGAGAUGUCGGCCGGGUCGAGCCCCACAUAUAACUCCACAGUCUGCGGCGCCUGCUGCCACUUGCCCAAGUCGCCUCCCUUGCCGCAGCCGAUGUCCAAGAUCAGUAGCUCUCUGCCACUUGACAUGCCCCUCUCGAAUGCGCCUGGUGUGUGAUCCUCAUCCGGGGCGAACUUUUGAAUGAUGCAGCUCUUGAUCCAGUUGUUGAAGGAGCGGAGUCCCUUGAUUCGGCUGUCGGUCUUACGCCAGUCGCGACCACGCUCGGGAACUGCAUUAUAGUGAGCGCGGACCACGUCGUUGAUGGCGGCGCGCUGUGUCUCGGCCUGUGUUGCCGCGGCCUGCUGCUCGCGCUCGCGCUCAAGGGCACGCUGGCGGAGUUCCUCGCGCUGGGCUUCGUUGAUGCGCGACCGCUGGCCAGGUCUCUUGAGUUUGCGGGGCUGUUCAGAACCUGAGGGGGACGUGCUUCGCUGUCGCUUUUUGGCAGGCGCAAGGGCCCUGGCGUCGUACGGUUGGGGAAGAUCGUCUCCUGCCAUGGCGACAAGUGUGCGAUUGAUAUGGAUUCGAGUUACCACAGUCGUCGGAGUCGUUUAAAGUGUCAGAUUCGUGGAGAUGGUAGUAGAGAUGAUAGAGUUUGUAAGGUCGAAGUUGUCGCGUGGGAAGUCGCAACGGCGGGCUGCUCCCAAUAAAUAACUUAGGUAACCUCGAGAAGCGGCCGUGCAAGUCCAAGACGGUCUGGGACGGAAGGGACACUGGUGGUCUCGAUUUGAGCCGACAGCUCCUGCCUAGACUUCUAGCUGAUUUAGCUCGACGUCUACUGCCCAGAGGCCCAGAGGUCGUAAAAAAUGGUGUCUUCUCACGGGGUAUUUCUUGUGCCGGGGUUUCUGACUCUGAUUCGGAAACAAUGAAGAGCCUGUGACGGAACAGUAGAAGAGUGAAGAAAGGGGCAGUCAG